GAUACGUGGGUUGAUAUGAACCGCAGCAGACAUAAGAAGCGAAAAGUCCCGUAGUCAAAAAGCGUAAAGUGCAGUGAGUUAGUGGAAUAUUCGCAGAAAAUAUUAUAUUUAACCAACUGCAGCACGAUGGCAGACCUGAAGAAAGACUUGGACGAGUAUCUGCUGUUGCAGAGCGAUCAGAAAAAGAGCUUCAAACUCGAAAUGCCAAAGAUUCCCUCGAUGUCCACCCCCGGCAGUCUGGUAGGCAAACUGUUCGGCAAGAACCAGGAGAGUGAAGCAAACAGUUGGCUUAAGGACCCCCAGGAUACCUGUUGCCCGAAAUUGAGCCGAAUACAGCGAAUUGUUGGAUUUGUGACGUGCCUAGGACUGGGAGUUUUCUGUAUGAUUGUGUCAUCAUUUUACAUUCCUGUGUUGAUUCUCAAAGCAAGGAAGUUCGCACUUCUGUACACAUUGGGAAGCGUCUUCUUCAUCAUGAGCUUCUCGUUCCUGAGCGGCUUUGCGGCCAUGUUCCGGCAGAUGUUUUCCCGGGAGCGAUUAGCCCUAUCCAUAUCGUACAGCUGCUGCCUUACAGCGACGUUGUACUUUGCAAUGGUUGAACAGAGCACCGCCCUAACCGUGCUAUUUGCCGUGGCACAAAUAAUUACACUACUGUGGAUGAUCCUAGGAGCGAUCCCGGGCGGAAUGACUGGUGUAAAGUUCUUCGGACAGAUGUUCCGUAGUUCCGUUUCCAAUAAUUUGCCGGUGUAAAAGAGAAACGGAUAAUUUUAUGUAAGGAUAUCGCUUAGCUUAAGAAAUCAAUAUUGAAGAAUAUAAUCCACUCCGGAAGCAAUCCCUGUGAUCGACGCAGAAUUGGAUACAUUGUAUUAAUAUAUUUAGUAGUGUAUGUACUCGUAGAUCGAAAGGAUUUAAAUAAACCUUUAAUGUCUGUCUAUUUCUGAA
Molecule: messenger RNA, 939 nt
Organism: Ochlerotatus camptorhynchus
Lineage: Eukaryota; Metazoa; Arthropoda; Insecta; Diptera; Culicidae
Product: vesicle transport protein SFT2C
Exons: 3
Coding region: 127-747 (206 amino acids)
Biological process (GO): vesicle-mediated transport
Cellular component (GO): membrane
Source: RefSeq, a predicted model, not a curated record